Messenger RNA from Acanthoscelides obtectus, 8651 nucleotides. The record is from the annotation of a GenBank genome assembly. NCBI's taxonomy places the organism in Eukaryota, Metazoa, Arthropoda, Insecta, Coleoptera, Chrysomelidae.
UAUUUGCUUCUUACUCCAAGAUAUUUAUACACUUCCAGCUCCGGCAAUUCUGCGCGCGUAUUGGAUUAUCACACAUCAUAGAUUUCCCUAAAACAGAACCAUAGAGAAAUAUUUUCAAUACACGCGUCGCAGCAACGAACGUAGAUGCACAUGCAUUGCGUUGGAGUCUGACCGAUGAGUAGCUGGCGAGUGGUCAGAUAUCCCCAACCAAAAGAAGCAACGCACAAGAUCCGAGGGAAGUCGGAUAUUCUAGAAAUGAUCUUCGGGCCAGUAGACCAAGAAUUGUUAGUCGUGAAAAGUUUUUACUUCUUCUUUUAUUCUGCUUUCGGAUCUCUCUUUCCUUUGAUGGGAGUCUACUUCAAGCAAAUGGGAAUGAAUGCUACUCAAAGCGGUAUCUUGAUCGGUUCUCGACCAUUCGUGGAAUUUCUCUCAGCACCAUUUUGGGGUAGCUUAGCUGAUAGGUGGCAGAAAGGCAAGAUUCUCCUUCUCGCCUCACUGGCAUCCUGGAUUAUCUUCACGGUUCCCCUAGGAUCAAUACAACCUCCAGCAACGUCAUGCAUGCAUGUGGAUAGAAAUAACACGGCGAUGCUGACGAGCCCAGAGAUUACUGUCACAAAAAUCAGCAAGAGAUCAGUGGACGACCAAAUGUAUGCAGAAUAUGCUAGGAGACUGGAUGAAGUAGAACUAGAAAGUCACUCCAGGAAAAAGAGAUCGUUGCCAUUUUUGCCAACGUUAGCUGCUGGCCAGUCACCCAUAAAAGUCACUUACGCCUCGAACUACAACCCAAAGGAACACGAAAGCUGGGUUCAACCUAUCAUCUCAUCCAUUGUUUAUCGAACCCAGGAUAUCCAAAAAGCGUUUUUUCUUCUACUCCUACUGGUUAUAGUAGGCGAAUUCUUCAGCGCCCCAGCAGUCACCCUAGCAGAUUCGGCGGUAUUGACAUUACUUGGUGAGGACGCGGACACAUAUGGCCACCAACGUAUGUUUGGAUCACUCGGAUGGGGUCUGGCAAUGUUUUUCGUUGGUAUAGCUCUGGACCACUCCACUGCUUUCCCUAACCAUCCGUGCGGGCCUGAUAAAAAGGAAAAGAACUACACGAUCUGCUUUGCGACCUUCUCAGUAUUGAUGGGCGCUGCGCUAAUCAGUGCUACUCAGAUAACAUUCAAGUAUGACGAACAGCCUGCGCCUCAAGUAGAUGACGAGAAGCCGAAUGUUCCAAGGCCUCUGACAGACGAGGAACGAAUGCAAGCUCAGCUUGCUGAGCAGCUGCACCUGCCAUCGCUUGCUGAUACCACCGGAAGCAGCCUUCCAGCGCAACCGCAACCGCAAGAGCAAAAGUCGAAGAUAUUUGCCCAGACAACUCGGGAGAUACCCGAGUGGGUAACAGUCCUCAAACAGUUCAAAGACCUGAAAUGUGCGUCCUUCCUCUUCGUCGCGUGGUGGAUGGGCUUCGGCAUUGGACUGAUCUUCACCUUCCUCUUUUGGCAUCUUCAGGACUACGGGGGAUCUCCAACACUGUUUGGAGUCGCAUCUGUUAUCAACCACGUUUCGGAAAUUUUUGCUUACUUCUUCAGCUUCAGAUUGAUCAGGCAGAUGGGACAUGUUAAGGUGCUUUGUUUGGGACUGCUAGGAAACACGCUGCGUUUUCUGUACAUAUCUUGGUUGACGAACCCGUGGUGGGUACUGCCGUUCGAAUUCAUGCAGGGCAUCACUCACGCAGCAGUUUGGGCAGCCUGCUGCUCCUACAUAGCGCACAACACACCUCCAGAGCUGCGCACCUCCGCUCAAGGUGUACUACAGGGUGUUCAUCAUGGUUUGGGUCGAGGCUGUGGGGCAGUACUAGGCGGUGCUUUUGUGGCUUCCUUCGGUAGCACGGCUACAUUCAGGGGAUACGGCUUGGUGUGCCUCUUAGUGUUGGCUGCUUUUGUCUUCAUCAACUUCUAUAGAGGAGACCAGGGCUUCGUAACAGAUUUGCCACAGACUGAUGAUCCAAGACAGGUUGCUGAAGAGACCGCUCACUUAGCUCCGCAUGGAGUUCCCAGUAACCCGAUUCCAAGGGCUCUAUCCAGUACCAAACUUAAUGAACUGGCUAGUGAUAGUUACGGUGCUACUUAUCAAGCGGGGCAGGGAGGUACAUUGGAUGUGCCAGGAGCUAACCCCUUCAAGCAACCUACGCAGGGGUUUCAGGUAAGAAACGAGAACUACUAAUCCCAUACAGUCACGGUGCGGCUUCUUCAGGAUAGACACCGCUAUGCAGGUCCAACAACCGAUCACCACCACCGACAGCAGCUAUGAUUGGUAAAAAUAUCACUUUAACCAUAUUUGAAUCAAUCAAGAUACAGAUAGACCAAUCUAUAUCGGAGUAUAACUGUACCAUGCUUAAGAUUGCAUACAAGCUUCCUGUGAUUCUGCGAUGGAAUAUAUUUAAGGUUACUAGCUUAGUGCAGCUCAAGAAAUUAAACUAGUCUUUGAGCUAGAUGUCUAUGGAACUUGCCUGAUACGUGUUAUAUAACAUAAAUUAAAACAUGUAGAUAUUUUCAAUUUUCGCGGAACACAGAAUACAGGUUUCUUAAAAAUAAACUUGUGAAUUUCCCUAUCGUGAUUUGGGUUUAUGAAGUAUACGUUGGUUGUCUCCUAGAUUUGUUCAGUAUUAUAGGUAUAAAAUACAAUUUUGAAAUGAAUCUGCUUUUUCCGGAAACAUAUCUAUUUGAGUCUAAACUAUUGGACAACUAUUAGUUCUUCCAUGUUGACUGUUUGAAUCCCCUGUUUUCUUAAAACGUUUUCAGCAUCAUCUUAUCCUGAAAGGCCCAUAUCUUCGAAAAGCAGACUCAUAGGGUGAUUGGACGUUUUAGGUAACUAGGAACAUGGAAAUCUUCGCAAUUUCCUGUUUAUCUACUCCUAGUUCCAUUUUCUUAGUUACCUAAAUGCACAACUUUGCUCCCAUAUCACCGACUUCGUAACUUUUACCAUUUCCGAGAUCACAAUGAGCGUCGAAUUUAAAACACCCGGUAUGUUGUGUAGUAUAUAGAUCAAAGAGAUCAUACCCAUAAUCUGUAUAAUCUGAAACGACGAAAAGGCUAAUCUGACGGUUGAUAUGGCUAUGAAGAUAUUUUAAUCAGUAAGUUCGAGUCAUAUUUUCGAGAAAAAAUAGCGUCAAGUAGAUUGACUAUGUACUUCCCACGCAGCGUUGUUAUCAGUUAGAUACGCAAUCCGUUUGCCGAGAAUAUUUUUAGUCCCUGCCCGCCUCUCUACAACUCCUACCCCCAAGUUUUUUACCUCCAUUUUUUUUUGAUGAUCAAGGUCAUCUGAAACGUCAAAAAACGAAAUUUGAGUGGUUUUCAUUCCCUUUCGUGUUUGUCCUUUUUCUCUGAUGCCACUAACGGUGUGUAAACGCUUCACCGAAAUCCGAGCGGCACUUCUCAAGUUAUAGGCGGUUAUGAGAUUAGCGGACAGAUCGACUAAAAUGGGUUUUUAGUGAUGUACAUGUCACAUAACAUCCAAAAAGCAAUAUCUCAUUUUUGAAAAUUUUCGAUGAUUAGGCGCCAAUAGGCGUGGGAAAUAAGAAUACCGUAAACGGUGUCAAAAGCUUCCACAAAAGGAAUAGAACAGUUUCUACUGGUCAUUCUACUCCCUCGUCUUCAAGAAUUGACUCCCUGAUACAACCCAGACCAUGUACAUCCACAGGGCUUGUCCGGAAAGUAAUGACCCUUAUUUUUCACAAUAUUUAUUGACCGGGAUAUUACAGAAACUCGAUAUUCUUCGAAGUAGUAUCCUCCUGCAUCGAUUUACUUGUGAGAGCGUGAUUUCCAAGCCACAUACCCUCCUUGGAACUUCUCAACCGGGAUGCUGUUUAGGGAGGCCGUCGAAAUAGUUUGCAUGUUGUCUAGGGUGUCCAGAUGCUGUCCUCUGAGGUCUCUUUUUAGUCGAGGAAACAAAAAGAAGUCUGCCGGAGACAGGCCGGGACUGUAUGGCGGCUGGAGCUCCGCUCAGGUACCAACCUGAAUCGAUUAAGCAACGAAGGCAAAGGUGAUGUGUGGUAGUAUUCCAAGCAAUGGCAGUCUUGCCAGGGGGUACAAACUCGUGGUACACGAUUUCUUUAACACUAAAGAAUACAAUCGGUAUGGAAUUCACCCGCGACUUGCUCAUUCGACCAUUCUUCGGGUAUGGCGACUCCGCCCACCUCUCCUGGUACUUUGGUUAGUUUCACACCAAACUUUGUCGCGUGUCUUUGCUUUAAGGCUUUAUUCAUCGUAACCUCGACGUGGAUUUACAAAAAGCAACGCUCGCACCUUCCAGGAGCUCGGAGGCCACUGGCAAGGAUAUUGUUGAAAAGCUGAAGGUUUCCCGAAAGUUUCUCAACCAGUCCCGCCGCGCUGUGUUGUACUCGUAUAGUCGUCUCACAAAAAAAAUGAAGCUCUUUACUUUCCGCAUAAACCCUGUAUGGUGAUUCCAGACUAAUGGAGCAAUUAUCAGUAUUCCACUUUAUCUGGUACGUGCUAGGUAAAUCUACAAUUUGUUUUUGAGGAUUCUGUGAAAUGAGCUACUAUUGUCGCAGGUAAAUCUGAAUUUUACUAUCUGGCCAAGAAUCGCAUCCCUUAAACCUCGUCUGCCGUUUUUCAUACAUAUUUCAUACAUAUUUGCAAAUUUUCCGUUUUUCAGAACCUAGCUCCAUUUGUUUGCUGUUCAGAUAACAUACCCCAAUGGCAUUUUCCACUAACUUGAGUCAAUAUAUACGUGACGAAGAUUUACCUAAAAAUAUCUUAGAAAUAUAUUUUUAUGAUAUCGUAAAGACUAUACAUUGAGCUGUAAAAGGGAAUUUCACCUAUAAGGCUUAUAUCCUAGCCAAAAGCAACAGACACAUAUCAGUAAGCUUGUGACCAUUUUGUAGUUCUUUUCCUAAUAUUAUCCAUUUAUAGCUGUUCAUUGUGAAAUAGAAUGCAAAUAAGGCAACUAAACAUAAUAAUGCAUAUUUAUAUAUGAGAAGAAUUUUAGUGGAGAAUGCGAUUACGGCCGAAAAAGAAAAAGCACUGGAUGGGAGUAUUAUAUACAGUGCUUUUCAAAAAGAUCUUCAUUUAUUUUUUGAUCGGGUCAAGUUAGCGGGUCGAAAUUCGGAAUGAUAAAAUUGAUGCAUGAAUACUAUAUUUUAGCGGACAAUUUUGUUGAAUGGUCUGGUGAUAUGAAGUUCAUUAUGCGUACCUCAUAACCCUGCUGUAUAAAUUUCCUCUCUUUCAAAUCGAUUAUAACUGAACAACUAAUAAUAAAAGUACUAGUAUGUCAUAUUGAUAUUCUCCUUUCGGGAGGGUCUAUCUAAAUGUGCAAUGAAAUAUCACACAUUCUGUCCCAAAAAAUUGUCCGAUUUUGACAUUAUUUUUUAGAUAGAAUAUCUCAUAUUUUAUUACACAUCCAGAUAAAUUCUUCCAAGAACAAAAUAUUAAUAUAAAAGCAGUCAUAAGUGGAUUCAAAGUGAGGUCACACGACCAUCCAUAGUGGCCAGCCACCAUCUUACAAUUCUCAAUUCUGGCUUUUACGGUAAAAUAUAAUACUCUUGCAAUGAUUUCAUCACACAGAAUUUCAGCUUAUUUACCUAACCGUUCGUAAAGUAUUGUAUGUGAGGUACAUAUAAAAAAUUAGUAGAAACAGUUUUUCUCAGUAAAUGACUCUUUUGCAAAAGAUGGUUGGACAAGAAAUAGAGCUACAAGCUGCAUCCUCGAAUUGAAAAGUACUGUUCUGUUGAUUUAUGUAUAGCUUCCUAUAGUUAAGAUAUCUUACAGAUUAUCUCGAUGUAUUCAAACGUAUCUUACUGAAUAUUUGAUCAGUUAGUAUUAGCUUAAAUCGAGAAAUCGGUACUUGUAUAAAGCCUUAAUUUUAAGUAUGAAGCGCCCGCAAAGAUCUCACUGUACUGUAUGGUGUACAACUAAGUGGUAGCUAUUGAUAAAAUAUUUUUCUUUUGUAUUAGAUUGUUGUACUGUAUAUUUUUGAAAGAUUUACCUCAUUUAGAUGAUAAUACUAAAUCGUUUACUGCAAAGUUGCCAUAUCGGAGUAUUAACGCGUAUUUAUCGUAUUACAUAUAGCUUAUAGUCAUAGGUUACAGAUUAUCAAUAAGGUACCUAUACCAAAUAAGGCCACAUUAACGUUUGGAUAGUUAUAACUUCAUAAAUAUUGCGAUACGAUCAUGAAAUUUUAAAGGUAUCAUUACAGGUAUGUUCAGUGAAUAAGCUGUAUCGGAGAGCUCCGAGAACUGUUCUUUUCAUAUAAAAAAUACAUAUUUUUUUAAACACUAGCGUUGGCCUUAUUAGGAACCCAGUUAUCCAAAUAAGUCCAUGAUCUGGUUUUUAAUAAAGCCACGCUCAAAAUAUAAAACAAGACUGUUGCAUAAUCGAAGUUAUACUUCUAAUUAACAACAAUAAAUAAUUCUUAAAUCCAUAUAGAUUUCAAUUAAAAAAAUCAAAUUGUUUUUGCCUUCGCAUUGAAGACAAAUAGAUGAUACCUUAUCGCCUCUAAACAAGGCUACACAUUCCUCAUGACAUAUCUCAAGCAAACAGUCUUAGUUUUCGUCUUUCUUCUUCUGGGAACCAUUUAACAUGGCCUUAUUACGCACAUCUAACCUUAAAUGUACAAUUUACAAAAUUGAAAACAUUCAAAACCUGGCAACAGCAAAUAACUACCUGCAUAUGCUUAUAGACUUACCUGUUUGAAUUAACAAGAGAUUCCGUAAAGAGAACGGACAACAUGCAAAAAUGGAGACAAACUCAAAGCAGAUAUUUUAUAAGGCACAUUUUGAAAGCCGACGCUGUGCUACUGCGCCAUCUAGCGCCGCUCCACAGCUGCUGAAUUUAUGGCUGCUAACUGCUUUCAAUAAAUUUGUAGAACUGCAGAAAUGUUCAGUUUUAAAUGUUGAUAGUUUCUGAGAAAUCGACGCAUGGCCUUAUUAGGUGCAUGGCCUUAUUUGCUACAGGUACCUUAUUUGACAAAAGGAUGCUUCUCUUAGUUUGUUGGUGUGAAUCUGUGAAUGGUUGUAGAUAUAUAUCGAUGUGUAAUUUUGUUAUCAUCUUGUUGUGUAUAUCGCGAUCCGCAUAUUUUGAUUCCUGUUUACUUGGUGUCACUGUUAUCAGAUCAACAUAAAUCUAUUCCAAAGUUUGUGUAGUUCCUUCGAGAUUUAAACCAAAUUAUGACUUGCGAGUUCGGCAUUAGUUUGAUCGUUUUAAAUACUCGUAUAUUGUCCAGAAUUUCGUAACUAUAUUGUGGUCAUGGUACCUUCACACAAUUGUUUAAAGAAAAUUCGUUAAGAGAUACGGAUUUUGUUGUUUUUGGUUUGACUUAAAUCUACAUAUUGUAUUUAAGGUCUGUUAAUGUUGGCAUCCACAGAAUGGACUCGUUUGUGGUAUCGAACAAAAUCUAUUCGUAACUUUAUCUUGUAAUUUUUAUAAUUUAGUUUAUGUAAAUAAUCUUACAUAACUGAAGUAUAUUGAUCAUAGGGUUAUAUUAAUGAAAAUACUUUAAUAUUGUUAAUAUUAGAUACUAUUAGCACUAGUGUCAUUUUAUUACGCGUUCACCGCUGUACAACUAUUGCUUGACGUUUUAGACUUUUAGCAAGAGAAUUUGUGUAUUUAUUUUUACAAUAUCAAUCGCUUGAAAAAGUGGGUAUACGCAUAGAAUAUCAAGUCGUUGGACUUUUCUACAAGCGAUUGAGCUGCUGUCAAAAUAAAUUUUUGACUUUGGACUAGUAAUAAUAUUUUGAUAGUAGCUUAGCUAUAAAACAGUGGACACAACAAAAUUGACACAACACUGCAAGCUAGGAGGAACAAUGGAAAAUCCACUGUACUUACAUAUCGUGAACAGCACGGGGAUUAACCUUGAUCGGCAUAUCUUCAUGCAUUGAGAUGACACAGAAAAAAAUGAGCAAAAAUUUGAUAUUUUGCGUAUGUGUGCUUUUUUAGAAUGAUGUUAAUGUUUUUACUUACCAAUCGAAGAUAAUCCUUCCGAGUGACAUAUUUUCACAAACUUAACAUACAAUAUAAUAUCAUUUUUUGUAGAUUAGCCUAUCUUUGCCGAAUCACUAUUAUUAAUAAAUAUACAUAUAAUUUUAGACAGAUUUAUGGAUUUUGUAGACAAGUACGUGAAUAAAUUCAAGAAGGUUUUGCGAUAUAAAUUACAAAAAAUGCUUAUAUAUAUAUGUCCACUAUACCAUGUGGUGUAUUUUGCAGUUUUGACCCGUCAAGCUCAUUAUGAAUUGAAAAUAUAUACCUACGAGGAAGAAAAAGAGACUAAAAUGUGUCUUUGCCAUCAUCAAAAUUGUGUUUGUGUGACAGAUACUACACGCUAGAAAUACUUCUGUAAUUUAUCCGCAAAAAUAGUUUUCGGGACACCUCGACAGCACUUCAGUCUACUUAUGUACUGAGGACUAACGAAUCAACUGACUUCUUUCGAUCUAACAAUAUGUCACUAGAUGUAGACAGUAGCAAGUUGAUUGAAAGAAUUCAGCUUUAUCAGUCACUAAGUGAUAUCCUUAGUCAUAUACAUAUCUGCAGAGUAAAUAUAAGAGCUGUUAAAUAUACAUAAUAUUAUAUUUGUUUAGGAUAUAGAGCACUAUGGACCUAAGUACUGUAAAAUGCAAAAUAGUAAUUGCACCAAUAAACCUUUAAGUUUUGAUA